AUGAACCACCGCAGACACCCACUGUUGGACAACCUACAUGGAAAGGUUUCCCAUAAAGCACUUGAUUUGCUGGCAAAAGAGCUACUGAGGAAGCUGGAGGUGUUGCGGAAACUUAACGCAUCAUGUGGUUCCCAUAUGUGGCUUAGCUGUGGAUUGUCGUAUGCUUGUAGGCUGGAAAACUACAAACGUACAGGGCGUAUGAUACAACUCGACGACAUAGAUGUACUCUGGGGUAAGCUUGACUUGCUCUCGUGUAAACUGGUAGACGAGGAAGUCGAUGUUGUAGCAGAGCUCAAUAAUGUGCGGCAACAUUUAGAGGCGCAGUCCCCCGUUCAGCAAAAGAGUUUGCUUUCAAAGAUAAAAGCGGUCUUCACCCCGAAAUCGCCAAACAAGAAACCACCGAUCGUCCAGCAAAAUACUCGCGGUCGGCCUACAUCAAAGAAAGUACAAGAAAGGCUAGAUGAAGCUGCGAGGUUAGAUGAAGCUGCGAGGUUAAACGAAGUUGCGAGAUACAGCUCCUAUGGCGAGGACAGCAACAUACAUACCGCUUCCCCUAUACAUAGGUACGAUUUACCCCGACACAGCUCAUACGUACCGUCAGAGGGCUCUCGUGGAACUGGUUCGGUUGUAAAGUCUGAAAAACCUAAAAUGCAACGAAACAGUUCAACGAGUUCUAAACAGAAGGAGACGCGGGAUGAUCAGGGUUUUCCAUUAAUGAAGGGGGAUGAGCACUUGUUAAGCAUUAAGAGGUUUAAGAAUCAAAUUCCAUCAGAGUUUCACUCUUACAUAUCGCGUAUACAAGAUGUGACUAUAGACGGUCAUUGUGGGUACAGGUCUGUGGCUGUCGGGUUAGGUUUUACGGAACACGUAUGGCCAUGUAUUCGAAGUGAUUUACUACUGGAGAUUGACUAUAACGAGCCGCGUUGGAAGCAUGUAUUCGAAAGAUAUAACGAAGGAGACUUUAAACUAAUACGUAACAGCAUCGAAUGGCAUUUGAAAGGGUGCGAUCCAAGUCACUGGAUGGAAAUGCCCUACGUAGGGCUUCUCGUAGCGCAAAGGUAUAAUAUUGUCCUCCACGUGCUAAGCAUCGAAGGGAGCUCUACCAUCUUCCCAUUAACGGAUGCCCCACUAGAUCCACGACCUCAAGCGAUAACGCUCGUACAUGUUUAUGGGGGACACUUCAUACAUGCUAAGUUGGAAGGAGACUACCCCAUGCCUUUAGUGACCCCAUUGUGGUUGACCCAUCGAUCAAUAGCUGCGAAACGGUGGGAAGAAAUGCAUAGACCGCGGUUACAGCACUACUGCAAAACGGUCGAACCCUGGAAUGGAGGUCUAGAAGAUUUACAUAUUCAUGUUGUGUUCAUCGAUGCUCAGGGGAAGGGGAAGGGGAAGGGGAAGAAGAGUGAUGGUCAAGGAACCAUAUCCAUGUUGGUUUCAUCGAUGCUGAGGGGAAGGGGAAAGAGAAGAAGACUAAUGGCUUCUGGUGUAGGAUUUGGCGUGGGAAGAGGAAACUAUCAUAUGAAUGAUAAUGGGAAUAAUCAAAGGGUUGAGUAA
Molecule: messenger RNA, 1554 nt
Organism: Helianthus annuus (common sunflower)
Lineage: Eukaryota; Viridiplantae; Streptophyta; Magnoliopsida; Asterales; Asteraceae
Exons: 3
Coding region: 1-1554 (517 amino acids)
Source: RefSeq, a predicted model, not a curated record